AUGUCAUCAUCUCAAAAUCCACUCGGCGAACGUGGCCGCGUUCUCGAAGAAGAAUAUUUUCGCAAACAACAGAAAGAGCAACUUGACGCUCUUAAAUCUUCUCUUCAAAAAGAUAUUGCUGACAAGCAAGAUGAGCUGAAAAACCAUUCAGAGGUAGAGUAGUUAGAGACGCAGAGUUUUUACACUCAAAAAGUUUUUAGGUUCUCGAACAGCAUCAAAAACGAUUGGCCAAUAUUGAAGAACGGGCGGCCAAAAAAUAG
Molecule: messenger RNA, 260 nt
Organism: Caenorhabditis angaria
Lineage: Eukaryota; Metazoa; Nematoda; Chromadorea; Rhabditida; Rhabditidae
Source: the annotation of a GenBank genome assembly